Molecule: messenger RNA, 648 nt
Organism: Venustampulla echinocandica
Lineage: Eukaryota; Fungi; Ascomycota; Leotiomycetes; Helotiales; Pleuroascaceae
Product: Hypoxanthine guanine phosphoribosyltransferase
Exons: 3
Coding region: 1-648 (215 amino acids)
Biological process (GO): GMP salvage; IMP salvage; hypoxanthine metabolic process
Cellular component (GO): cytoplasm
Molecular function (GO): hypoxanthine phosphoribosyltransferase activity
Source: RefSeq, a predicted model, not a curated record
AUGGUCAUCAAGGAGUAUGUGACCUACAACCAGGUCCACAAACUAUGUCAAGAGGCAGCUCCCCGGAUCCUGCAAGACUUCCAGCCUCAGUUAAUGAUCGCCAUCGGCGGUGGCGGCUACGUCCCCGCGCGAAUCCUGCGAUCAUUCCUCAAGCAACCCGGCGCACCCAACAUCCCCAUCCAAGCCAUCGGAUUAUCGCUCUACGAAGAUCUGCCCUCUACAACUCCCUCAGGCCUUAGCACGCCCGGUGGUGAAGUAGAGGCACCAGGGACGAAAGUCACACGCACGCAAUGGUUGGACCUGACGAGUUUGGGGGAGAUGGAGAACCUAGUCGGGAAGCGGAUAUUGAUCGUCGAUGAGGUGGACGAUACGAGGACGACACUGGAAUAUGCGGUCAAGGAGUUGGAGAAAGACGUAGAGAUUGCAAGCCAGAAGUUGGGUUUUAAAGGCGAGAAAACCAUAUUCUCGAUAUUUGUCUUGCACAACAAGAAUAAGGAGAAGAAGGGAACGCUGCCAGAGGAUAUGUUAAGGGAUCAUAGGUAUUUGGCUGCGAGAACGGUGGAAGAUGUGUGGAUUUGCUAUCCUUGGGAGGCUAAAGAUAUAGAUGCGCAUGAUGAGCUCGCGAAGACGCAGGCUGUUGGGAGUUAA